GAAACCCUGAGUCAGAAUCUGGAGUACCUUGGGCUCUGUGGAGAUGACACAGAAGCUGAAGAUCAGAUCCUUGAAAGUCUGAAUGGGAUUCUCCUGGCUCUUAAUGAAGACAAGCAGAGAUCCUUCAGCCUACUCAGAGAGAGUGGGAUCUUCCUAACUUUAGCAAAAAUCCUGAAGGGCAAUCUACGAUGUGCAGUGAAAGCAGCCCAGGUGCUUUCAGAGAUAGCCAAGAAUGAGGAAAUGAAGAAACCAUGCAUUGAAGCAGAUUUGGUUCUAACUUUGAUACCUUUUCUGGAGAGCACAGAUGAAGAAAUGUUGCUUCAUGCCGGGAGAGCUAUUGGCCGCAUCUGCUACGAUAAUCGGGAUCUUCAGGAAGAGCUGGUGAAGGUAGGAGUAAUCACAUCACUCGUCAGAAUAUUAACUGAUUAUGCAGAGAGUGAACCACUUGUCCAUGUUGAUCUACUGGCCCUAUACAAUCUUGCAGACCUUGAUACUGCCAAGGAAGCUCUAAGCAAGACGAAGGUUGCUGAACAGCUGGUGAAACAACUGAGACGAGCAGAAAGCCAUGAGAAGUUAGAAAUUGUCUUUGAGAUCCUGCAGGCACUUGCAGAAAAUGAUGCUCUGAAAGUGCAGUUGGUGGAGGCAGGCGUGCAAGAGGCGCUGUCUGAGAUCCUGCUGAGGCUCAAGGGCAGUUCACGAGCUGAAGACACAUGCAUUCUGAAGGCUGCAUCAGAUCUUAUUGUCUCUCUGCUGCUUGGAGAUGGCAACUGUGUACGAAUGGUACAGCUGGGAGUCAUAGACCAGCUUCUGGACCUACUGGAGAAACAUGUGGAGAGUGGGGACAUCUCUGUUCAACAUGCUGCACUCAGUGCACUUCGCAACCUUGCUAUACCAGUCAUUAACAAGGUACAGAUGCUGGAAGAAGGUGUGACAGAACGGAUCCAGGCGCUUCUAAGGUCAGAGAUUCCUCCUGUGCAGUUUAAGCUUCUUGGAACACUACGGAUGUUAGCAGAUGGUCAAGCUGAUGCGGCUGAAAUUUUGGGCCAAGACCCCAUGCUGCUCAACAGACUUGUGCAGUGGUGCACUGCUAAGGACCACAGUAGCGUCCAUGGAGAAGCAAAUCGGCUGCUAGCAUCGAUCUUGCGUCACAACAGAUCCCAAGAAGUAGUCAAAGCCGUCCAGGAGGCACAAGGAGUGAGGCAUCUGGUUUCUAUGGCAACAAGUGAGCACACUGCCAUGCAGAAUGAGGCUCUGAAUGCCUUGGCAAUAGCAUCUGCAAUUGAUUUAGAAGCCCUGGAAGAAACUUUCAAGGAAUCACAGCUAGUUCAAAGCUUACACAAGCUUCUAAGAGAUGAUAAUACAAGUCCUGAGGUGAAAUGUAACUCAAUGAGUCUUUUGUGCUGUCUUCUUAAUUCAGGUCAUCUGAGACAUGAAAUAGAAGAGGACAAGGUUGAAGAAACCCUUGAAGAACUCUCUGGUCACAGCAAUGCAAAUGUGGCCAAGGAAGCUGUCAUGACCUUACAGAUUCUUAGAGGAGAGACACCCCAUUAA
This is a messenger RNA of Indicator indicator, 1551 nucleotides long. RefSeq names its product rap1 GTPase-GDP dissociation stimulator 1-like. NCBI's taxonomy places the organism in Eukaryota, Metazoa, Chordata, Aves, Piciformes, Indicatoridae. Gene Ontology annotation, biological process: positive regulation of GTPase activity. The record is from RefSeq and is a predicted model, not a curated record. The transcript is spliced from 12 exons. Bases 241 to 1551 code for a protein of 436 amino acids. Gene Ontology annotation, cellular component: cytosol. Gene Ontology annotation, molecular function: protein binding; guanyl-nucleotide exchange factor activity.